ACUUUGGUGCACUUAUUCUAUGUUAAAAAGCACAGUAAAGAUAAAGAAUAACAUAGAUAUUCGAACGUACAAUAACCUGAUGGCAUUUUUGAAGAGACGCUCGGACGGAUUCACUGGCCGAAAAUCAAAAGUAUUGAGUCCAUCCGACGUGGAGAAGUUUUUGAAAGAAGCUCCUGAUUAUCAGUACUUUGCAGCAAAGGUUGCGUUAAUAUUCGGCGUAACAGGUGCCUGUAGACGUAAAGAACUUAGUGAUAUAACGACUCAAGAUAUAGAAACCCACGGCAAAAUGCUUCUUGUAAAAAUUAAAAAUACCAAAAACAAAAUUCCACGAAUUUUCACGAUAGAUGGCCCGUUCUAUGAAAUAGUUAAACAGUAUCAAGCUCUACGUUCACCAAAUGCCAAAUCUGACCGAUUUUUCCAGAAUUUUCAAAAAGGGAAGUGUACAGCACAACCUAUUGGCAUUAAUAAAUUUGGUGCCAUGCCAAAAGAAAUAGCCAAAUAUUUGGACUUGCCUGACGCAGAUUCCUACACUGGACACCGUUUCAGAAGGACUUCGGCUACUUUACUAGCUGAUUCGGGGGCCGAUGUAUUGACCGUAAAGCGUCAUGGCGGAUGGCGUUCAGACGCAGUCGCCGAGUCUUAUGUGGAAGACUCAUUACACAAUAAGGCAAAAAUUGGUAAAAAAAUCACACGGGCUAUAAAUUUGGAGCAACCGGCAAAAAAGGUUUGCCCAGAGUCGCGGCCCGGAACAUCACGCGACAGCGGCCCUGAUUUCUUGUCGUCUCCUGCUCGUGCCUUAACACAACCAUCAAACUCCAUCGAAAACAAUUGUUCGUCGCCGACAUUCACCCAAGAGAAUGAAAUAAAUAACAACAUUACAGAAACCGUAAUGCCAAACAAAACUGUUCAGUACCGUUUUGAAACCUGUACUUUUACUAAUUGUUUAAAUAAUUAAAAUUUGACUAAAUGAAGUCUUGUUUUUUCCUCGCAAGUGUGUUGAAAAACGCCGUAUGAAACACGUGUGCCUGUGACCAUUAUAUACGCGGCUUUCUUAUGGCGCAAUCGCUUUCGCUCGUGCGCACACAAUAUCGCCUGGUGUAUAAUGAUCAACUUAGCACACUUAUAUCAUAAUGUACUAUUUGAAUGUAAUUAAGAACAAAGUCUGGAAAAUUGUGUUUUCUAGGGAAUUAUAAAUUGUUUCUAGCAAUAUUUAUUUUCGUAUAAUUUUCAACUUUUUUGCAUGUAGUACAUAAUUAAUAACUGUAUAAUUUGUCAACUAUAACUACUAGGAGUAAAAUAAGCACAUGAAAUUCCAUUAUUAUCCAAAGUUUUUUUUACUUUUUAACCUAGAAAAACCCCGGGCAAUUUAUGUGGUUCUGAAUUUUGAACUUUCUUAUAAGAGUUCAAAACCCGAAAUUAACUUGUACAUCGGGCCUAGGAUAAAUUUGAAAAUAUUACAACUAAACACUUUUCGUGUUCGAUUUACGAAUAGGUGUAAUAAUGCAUUUAAAUAAACCGUAUUUAAGAAAAUAAGUAUUUCACCAGCUAUCUCAUCCUAUCAAAAAAAUAAACUGCCAGAUUCGUGCGUCCAAAUUAAGCACACCGUAUUGGAUUGAUUUAAAAGGAUUUAUCCUUUGAUAAAUUGAUAUCGCCACAAUAGACGCACUUUGUUCCCGUAAAUUGAUUUAGUGUAUCGCUGCCGCUUCCCGCUGACAACGGCUAUUUGCCUGCAUUGUCUUCCAAAGUUAUGAACUAUCUGCAUUUUGCCUCGAUUGAUUUACAAGCACAGAUUCAACAAUAGAAUUACUAAGGCUUUGAAAAAUGGCGUUAAAGCCGCGUAGAGAAGUAAUAACAUAAUAAUUUGUAGCUAUUUUGGA
This is a messenger RNA of Cydia pomonella (codling moth), 1877 nucleotides long. RefSeq lists its product as uncharacterized. Gene Ontology annotation, biological process: DNA recombination; DNA integration. Gene Ontology annotation, molecular function: DNA binding. Lineage: Eukaryota; Metazoa; Arthropoda; Insecta; Lepidoptera; Tortricidae. Bases 20 to 955 code for a protein of 311 amino acids. The record is from RefSeq and is a predicted model, not a curated record. The transcript is spliced from 2 exons.